AUGUUGGAAAUCAGGAAGGUAGAUGAACGAAGUUCUCUAAUUGAUAAAACAGAAACGUUGUCAGGUGUUCAUAUAGAAAGAGAUGGAUCUUCACAGUUUCCUAAUACCACAACGUCUAGAAGUAUUUUCUCACAGGUAGAUAACUUCCUCUGGAUUGAAUUAUCGUUGUUUAUGAACGUAUUUCUUUCUGGGUUUGAUGGUACUGUAGCUGCAUCAACAUACACCACUAUUGGCAAUGAGUUUGGAGCAAUGAAUUUAGCUUCUUGGAUUACCACUUCAUACUUGAUUACUUCCACUGCAUUUCAACCUUUAUAUGGAUCAUUUUCUGAUAUCAUCGGAAGAAGGAAAUGCGUAAUUUUUGCUGUUAUUUGCUUUUUAGUUGGUUGUUUUGGUUGCUCUAUUGCCAAAAGCAUGCUAAUGCUAAACUUGAUGAGGGCAUUUACAGGAAUAGGUGGUGGCGGAUUAAUAACACUUUCAACUAUCAUUAAUUCAGAUAUCGUUAUUCCAGAGAAACGAGGAUUAUUCCAAGCCUUUCAAAAUCUACUAUUAGGAUUUGGAGCCAUUUGCGGCGCUUCUUUAGGUGGACUUAUUGCUCUGACAUUAGGAUGGAGAUGGUGUUUCAUAAUUCAAAUUUUUCCAGCACUAAUAAGUGUUUUUAUUGCCUUCAAUUAUAUUCCAAAUCAGCCAGAAUUUAGUAACGAGUCUAUUUCUUCUGUGAAAAACAUAUUUUCAAGAAUUGACAUAAAAGGAUCCAUCAUAUUAGUUACUGCGCUAACGUUUCAACUUUUUGUUUUGACUUUAGGGGGAAAUGUAUUGGCUUGGAACGAUUAUAGGCUAAUUUGUUUAGGGAUAAGUGGUUUUUCGUUGUUACUAUACUUUUUGUAUGUUGAAUGCAAUACAACAGCGAAUCCUAUAAUUCCUAUUAAUAAAUUCAAGGGACUAUUUCCCAUUUGUCUUAUUGCUUUUAAUUUCUUAAUAGGUUUAGCAGGUUAUGCCUAUCUUUUUAUCUUACCUUUAUUAUUUCAAAUUGAGCUUGGUGAUACACCGUCUAAAGCAGGGUUUAGACUUAUUUUUCCUGCACUAUCAACACCUAUAGGUGGUGUAAUUGCGGGUGUAACCAUGGCUAGAUUUAAUUGCUUAAGAUUACUUGUGUAUUCUGGGUCAUUUAUUAUGAGUAUUGGUAACUUUCUUGCAUUGCUUAUUAAUAAAAGUACCAAGCCGUGGCUCUUGAACCUUCUUUUAAUGCCGGCUAAUAUCGGUCAAGGUUUAGCGUAUCCGAGUAGCUUAUUCACAUUUAUUUUUGCUUAUGGAACUUCCAAUCAAGCGACGUCUACAUCUAUGGUUUAUCUACUGAGAAGUAUUGGGGGUGUUUGGGGUGUUGCUGGAGUUUCAGCAAUCAUUCAAAUAUUUACGAGCAGUAAGGUGUCCAAGGAUUUACACAAAUUAGGUGAAUUAAAUAACGAUGAAAUCAAUAAAAUACUAAGUGAUUUGAAGAAAUCAACCGACGCUGCAUUUACAUUGCCAGAUCAUAUCAAAUGUAUUGUACUUCAAGAUUAUGAAUCUGCAAUUAAAAUCGCCCAAGCAGUCUCAGCUAUUUGUUGUGCAAUAGCCUUCUUCUUAUUUCUUCUAAGUGAUGUUUUGAAAGCUAAAACUAAACUAGUCUCACUAUAG
Messenger RNA from Debaryomyces hansenii CBS767, 1671 nucleotides. RefSeq names its product DEHA2F27082p. The record is from RefSeq and is a predicted model, not a curated record. Gene Ontology annotation, cellular component: fungal-type vacuole membrane. Bases 1 to 1671 code for a protein of 556 amino acids. Gene Ontology annotation, biological process: transmembrane transport; basic amino acid transport. Gene Ontology annotation, molecular function: basic amino acid transmembrane transporter activity. Lineage: Eukaryota; Fungi; Ascomycota; Pichiomycetes; Serinales; Debaryomycetaceae. The transcript has a single exon.